Messenger RNA from Sus scrofa (pig), 3249 nucleotides. RefSeq names its product methionyl-tRNA synthetase 1 (gene MARS1). Gene Ontology annotation, biological process: methionyl-tRNA aminoacylation. Lineage: Eukaryota; Metazoa; Chordata; Mammalia; Artiodactyla; Suidae. Gene Ontology annotation, molecular function: ATP binding; methionine-tRNA ligase activity. The record is from RefSeq and is a predicted model, not a curated record. Gene Ontology annotation, cellular component: cytosol; aminoacyl-tRNA synthetase multienzyme complex.
CCGAGCAAACUGCAAAGCUGAAGGCUGGUCUGAGGGGUCAAGCUGGGAGAACUCUCUUAUGAGCUCGAAUCGAGAGUGGGCCAUUGCGAGUAGCCGCAGUCUUGACGUCGCCACUUCAGCGAGAUAACUGUACCCCUCGGUAUCCUUCACCGCUCUCGGGAGGCGUUAGAGGAUUACAAGCCGGAUCCCACACAUAAAGGUCCUUUCUGGCCCUCCCAUCAAAAAGAUGCCACUCUGGCACUGCGUUUACGGCCUCUUCGUCUCUAUGGCACUCUUUUCCUGUUUCCUAGUGUUGUAUGAUGGGAGAAAUAGUCUACUUCCGGAACCCAGGCCCGGGGAACAGCUUUAGUCGGAACUCCAUUUCCCGGCGUGCCGCGCGGCAAUCGCUUAUCCCUCUGGCGGGAGACCGGUUCCGGUUGCAUCAGCGUGGGACCCACGGCGAAAUGAGAUUGUUCGUGAGCGAGGGCGCCCCGGGGAGCCUGCCUGUGCUAGCUGCGGCCGGGAGGGCCCAGGGCAGAGUGGAGCUGCUCAUCAGCACUGUAGGCCCCGAAGAGUGUGUGGUUCCAUUCCUGACUCGGCCUAAGGUCCCUGUCUUGCAACUGGAUAGUGGCAACUACCUCUUCUCCGCCAGUGCAAUCUGUCGAUACUUCUUUCUGUUGUCUGGGUGGGAGCAAGAUGACCUCACCAACCAGUGGCUGGAAUGGGAAGCAACAGAGCUGCAGCCAGCUUUGUCCGCUGCCCUGUACUAUUUAGUGGUCCAGGGGAAGAAGGGGGAAGAUGUUCUUGGCCCAGUCCGGAGAGCCCUGACUCAUAUUGACCACAGCCUGAGUCGUCGGAGCUGUCCUUUCCUGGCUGGGGAGACAGAAUCUUUAGCUGACAUUGUUUUGUGGGGAGCGCUGUACCCGUUACUCCAAGACCCAGCCUACCUUCCUGAGGAGCUGGGUACCCUGCACAGCUGGUUCCAGACGCUGAGUUCUCAGGAGCCAUGUCAGCGAGCUGUGGAGACUGUGCUGAAGCAGCAGGGUGUGCUGGCCCUCCGGCCCUACCUCCAAAAGCAGCCCCAGCCCAGCUUCCUUGAGGGGAGAGCUGUCAGCAAUGAGCCUGAGGAGGAGGAGCUGGCUACCCUAUCUGAGGAGGAGAUUGCCAUGGCUGUAGCUGCUUGGGAGAAGGGCCUGGGAAGCUUGCCCCCACUUCGGCCGCAACAGAAUCCAGUGUUGCCUGUGGCUGGGGAGAGGAAUGUGCUCAUCACCAGCGCCCUCCCUUAUGUCAACAAUGUCCCCCACCUUGGGAACAUCAUCGGUUGCGUUCUCAGUGCUGACGUCUUUGCCAGGUACUCCCGACUCCGCCAGUGGAACACCCUCUAUCUGUGUGGGACGGAUGAGUAUGGUACAGCGACAGAGACCAAGGCUAUGGAGGAGGGUCUAACCCCUCAGGAGAUCUGUGACAAGUACCAUGCCGUCCAUGCUGACAUCUACCGCUGGUUUAAUAUCUCAUUUGAUAUUUUUGGUCGGACUACCACUCCGCAGCAGACCAAAAUUACCCAGGAUAUCUUCCAGCGGUUGUUCACUCGAGGUUUUGUGCUGCAAGAUACUGUGGAGCAACUGCGGUGUGAACACUGUGCCCGCUUCCUGGCUGACCGCUUUGUGGAGGGCGUGUGUCCCUUCUGUGGCUACGAGGAGGCCCGGGGUGACCAAUGUGACAAGUGUGGCAAGCUCAUCAAUGCCAUUGAGCUCAAGAAACCCCAGUGUAAAGUCUGUCGGUCGUGCCCUGUGGUGAAAUCCUCUCGGCACCUGUUUCUGGACUUGCCUAAGCUGGAAAAGCGGCUGGAGGAGUGGUUGGAGAAGACAUUGCCUGGCAGUGACUGGACACCCAACGCCCGGUUCAUCAUUCGUUCUUGGCUUCGGGACGGCCUCAAGCCACGUUGCAUAACUCGAGACCUCAAAUGGGGAACCCCUGUCCCCUUAGAAGGUUUUGAGGACAAGGUAUUCUAUGUCUGGUUUGAUGCCACUAUUGGCUACUUGUCCAUCACAGCCAACUACACAGACCAAUGGGAGAGAUGGUGGAAGAACCCAGAGCAAGUGAGCCUGUAUCAGUUCAUGGCCAAAGACAAUGUUCCCUUCCAUGGCUUAGUCUUUCCUUGUUCAGCCCUAGGAACUGAGGACAACUAUACUUUGGUCAGCCACCUCAUUGCUACAGAGUACCUGAAUUAUGAGGAUGGGAAGUUCUCUAAGAGCCGCGGCGUGGGAGUAUUUGGGGACAUGGCCCAGAACACAGGGAUUCCUGCUGACAUCUGGCGCUUCUAUCUGCUAUACAUUCGGCCUGAGGGCCAGGACACUGCCUUCUCCUGGACAGACAUGUUGCUCAAGAAUAAUUCUGAGCUACUUAACAACCUGGGCAACUUCAUCAACAGAGCUGGGAUGUUUGUGUCUAAGUUUUUUGGGUGUUUUGUGCCCGAGAUGGUGCUUACCUCUGAUGAUCGGCGCCUGCUGGCCCAUGUCACCCUGGAGCUCCAGCACUAUCACCAGCUGCUAGAGAAGGCUCGGAUCCGGGAUGCCUUACGCAGUAUCCUCACCAUCUCUCGCCAUGGCAACCAGUACAUCCAGGUGAACGAGCCCUGGAAGCGGAUUAAAGGCAGCGAGGCUGACAGGCAGCGGGCAGGGACAGUGACAGGCUUGGCAGUGAACAUAGCUGCCUUGCUGUCUGUCAUGCUCCAGCCUUACAUGCCCACGGUUAGCGCCACCAUCCAGGCCCAGCUGCAGUUGUCGCCUCCAGCCUGCAGCAUCUUGCCCACAAACUUCCUUUGCACCUUACCAGCAGGACACCAGAUUGGCACAGUCAGUCCUUUGUUCCAAAAAUUGGAAAAUGACCAGAUUGAAAGUCUGAGGCAGCGCUUUGGCGGGGGCCAGCUAGAAGAGUCCUUGGCAUUAAAGGCAAAAGUAUCCCCCAAGCCAGCAGUUGUAGAGACUGUGACAACAGCUGGACCACAGCAGGUACAAGUGUUGAUGGAUGAAGUGACGAAGCAGGGCAACAUUGUCCGAGAAUUGAAAGCACAAAAGGCAGACAAGAACCAGGUUGCUGCGGAGGUGGCUAAACUUUUGGAUCUGAAGAAACAGUUGGCUCUAGCUGAGGGGAAACCCUUUGAGACCCCUAAAGGCAAGAAGAAAAGGUGAAAGUGAAAACUUGGCUCAAAGAAAGUCACUUUAAUGGAUUUGGGCAGUAAUAAAUAAACAUACAAUCUCUCUAUAUACA